Messenger RNA from Cercospora beticola, 708 nucleotides. It is a transcript of the gene POP4, whose product is annotated as RNase P/RNase MRP complex subunit. Gene Ontology annotation, biological process: tRNA 5'-leader removal; rRNA processing. Gene Ontology annotation, molecular function: ribonuclease P RNA binding. Gene Ontology annotation, cellular component: ribonuclease P complex; ribonuclease MRP complex. Lineage: Eukaryota; Fungi; Ascomycota; Dothideomycetes; Mycosphaerellales; Mycosphaerellaceae. The record is from RefSeq and is a predicted model, not a curated record.
AUGGCUGCCCAGCCAACCGAUCACAUCGCCCACGAGCUCCUGUCUCGUGCGCGCGAACCCGAAAUCGCAAGCAAGAUCUUCAGCGACAAAGUCAAAAAGAUCCCGCUCUUGCUUCGCCCAACUUCACCAGAUCCAAGUGUCAACGCGCGAGCAAAACGACAGUACGAACGCCAUCAGAAAGAGAAAGCGAAGCGAAAAUCCAAGAAGCCCAAACCGCUCUCUGCGAAGCAGAAGCGCGCACUUGGUAUCUACGACAUCCCGAAAGAUCAGCGAAAAUAUGCUAUUUACGAGCCGCUGCAUAAUAUGUGGUGCAAUUACAUGCGCGAGAUCCUGGGAUUGAAAGAUGGGAGGACACAUGUUGAGCCUAAUGGAGCUGGACCCAUGCUUGUCACGGCUGAUUAUCAUGGCGCGAUGAUGGAGGUUGUGAGGAGCAGGUGUCCGAGCAGAGUGGGGUUGAAGGGCAUUGUGGUGAAGGACACGAGAUAUACGUUCGAGAUCAUCACAGGGAGGAACGAGCUGAAGACUGUGCCGAAAGAGCACACGGUAUUUCGGUUCGAGCUGCCAUUCGAGGAGAAGAGUGGUGUUGAGGCGGAGGAGAAGGACAAGAUGAAGCCGUUGGUGUUUGAGCUAUAUGGGCAUCAAUUUGAGAGUCGGGCUCCAGAUCGUGCGAACAAGAAGUUCAAGAUGCACAUAGAUUCCGACAUAUGA